Monoraphidium neglectum is the source of this 771-nucleotide messenger RNA. Its product is annotated as AMP deaminase. The record is from RefSeq and is a predicted model, not a curated record. Gene Ontology annotation, biological process: IMP salvage; AMP metabolic process. Gene Ontology annotation, cellular component: cytosol. Lineage: Eukaryota; Viridiplantae; Chlorophyta; Chlorophyceae; Sphaeropleales; Selenastraceae. The coding region runs from base 1 to 771 and encodes 256 amino acids. Gene Ontology annotation, molecular function: AMP deaminase activity. The transcript is spliced from 8 exons.
AUGCUCAACGCGGACAAGGAGUUCCUGGCCCAGAAGGUCGCGCCACACAGGGACUUCUACAACGUGCGCAAGGUGGACACCCACAUCCACCACAGCGCCUGCAUGCACCAGAAGCACCUGCUGCGGUUCAUCAAGAGCAAGCUCAGGAAGGAGCCGGAUGAGGUGGUCAUAUUCAGGGACGGCAAGUACCUGACGCUGCGGGAGGUGUUUGAGAGCCUCAACCUUACGGGCUACGACCUCAACGUGGACACACUGGACAUGCACGUAGACAAGAACACAUUCCACAGGUUUGACAAGUUCAACCUGAAGUACAACCCCUGCGGCCAGAGCAGGCUGAGGGAGAUCUUCAUCAAGCAGGACAACCUGAUCCACGGCCGCUUCCUGGCUGAGCUGACCCAGGAGGUCUUCACUGACUACGAGGCCUCAAAGUACCAGCACGCGGAGAUGCGCAUCAGCGUGUACGGCCGCAAGCCCGUGGAAUGGGACAUCCUGGCGGCAUGGGUGGUGGGCAACAACCUGUGGAGCGACAACGUGGUGUGGCUGAUCCAGAUUCCGCGGCUCUACAACGUCUACAGAGACCAGGGCAUCAUCGACAACUUUGAGCAGAUGCUGGAGAACAUCUUUGUGCCGCUGUUCGAGGCCACGGUGGACCCGGCCUCGCACCCCCAGCUGCACGCCUUCCUCAGCCAGGCCACUGGCACGCCGCUGUUUCUUUUGACACCUUCGAUUCCCACCGAAACCGCACACAACCACAAAACAAACCUGAACUGA